Pyricularia grisea is the source of this 1218-nucleotide messenger RNA. RefSeq lists its product as uncharacterized. Lineage: Eukaryota; Fungi; Ascomycota; Sordariomycetes; Magnaporthales; Pyriculariaceae. Bases 1 to 1218 code for a protein of 405 amino acids. The transcript has a single exon. The record is from RefSeq and is a predicted model, not a curated record.
AUGGUCGAAAAGGUGCCAGUCCUGUCCCUCCUGGGGAACAGGAAGUUCAUAUGUCUUGUCCUAGCAGCCAUCUCUUUGGCUUCCCUCACAAUAACAUACAUGACGAUCCCGAGUCCACACAGGGAUUCCAUGAUCGCCGCCAUAAAAGAUAAGGCCUCGCGGAUGAAGUCACAAGAGCCUCUCCCGAGCCCGCAACACCCUCCAGCCUCGUCGGUAGUUUCGGUGACAACGACCAACUCGGGCAUCUUCGACGCCGCUUCCAACAGGACGCUAGGCGCCGAGAAGAUCGCAUUUAUAAACCUCCCGCACCGCCAUGACCGCUUCGACGCCAUGGCGAUACAGUCGCACCUCUCCGGGAUUAAGGUCACCAACUUCCCGGCAGUCGACGUCUCCCAGCUCCGCGGCAACGGUCUUCCGCCUACCGAGAAUCCCACGCGCCUCAAGGACACGGAGAAGGGCUGCUGGCGCGCCCACGCCAACGUAUGGCAGCACAUGCUGGAGCAGCAGAUCCCGGCCGUUCUGGUCCUCGAGUCCGACGCCGGCUUCGACGUCAACAUUCGACCCAUCAUGGGCCGGCUCAACGGUGCCUUCCGCGAGCUCCUGAGGAAGGAAAACCCGAGAGCCGACUUCGAUGAAGACCCCAGCGACCCAUGGCUGGCGACCACGGGCACGUGGGACAUGCUGUCCAUCGGGCACUGCGCCGACGGCCGCAACGACGACGGCAAAUACGUCGUAUAUGACGACCCGGACGCGCCGCACAACAACUGGAAGUACCCCCCGCUCAACUGGGUCCUCAACGGGCAGCGCAUCGUCUACCGUGCAAACCAGGUCGUCUGCACGACGGGAUACCUCAUCUCAUUGUCGGGCGCCGCGCGCCUGCUGGUCCGGUCCUCCUGGAACCUGGAGGAGCCCGUCGACAUCAUCAUUGCCCAGAUGGCCCGCGCGAACGAGCUGAGGGCCUACGCCCAGCAGCAGGUGCUUGUGGCCCAGUGGCAGUACAAAGACGGUCUCAAGUCCGGAGGCAACAGCGAUAUUCACGAUGGAGGCGACAAAGAUGACAAAAAGACACCAGAGGAAGAGGAAAAGAUCAAGAAGGCUUGGGAAGAGUCCAAAAAGACGCACGUUUCAGUCGAGGUCAAGGGCGGCUACAAGCAUUCCGAGUUUAACGACUUUGCACUCGGCAGGGCAUGGAAUCAUAUUAUCGGGGACAGGCCAUGA